Messenger RNA from Aspergillus ibericus CBS 121593, 1863 nucleotides. Its product is annotated as putative MFS monosaccharide transporter. Bases 138 to 1766 code for a protein of 542 amino acids. Gene Ontology annotation, cellular component: membrane. The record is from RefSeq and is a predicted model, not a curated record. Gene Ontology annotation, biological process: transmembrane transport; carbohydrate transport. Gene Ontology annotation, molecular function: carbohydrate:proton symporter activity. Lineage: Eukaryota; Fungi; Ascomycota; Eurotiomycetes; Eurotiales; Aspergillaceae. The transcript is spliced from 7 exons.
CUUAGUAGCCUGGUCUCUUAUUCCCAUGUGGUCCUAUACAGUGGUCGGUUUGUCCGCAGUCCCUCGAUCGAAGAAAAACGUUUGGCCCCUACAUACUCUGUCCACAUACUCUAAGCACACGUUCUGGCAUAGUCACCAUGAGUGACUUGAUACCAUCAUGGAAUAUCGUCCACAAAUUGGAGAAGCGCAAUCUUCUCAUCGCUAUCAACUGUGUCGCAGCCUUGUCGAUCCUAUUCUUCGGAUAUGAUCAGGGGAUGAUGUCGGGGGUGAACAACUCCAAGAACUAUAUCGAUCUUAUGGGUUUCGGCUACACCAAAGUGGUAGAUGGAGAGCUCACCCCAGUUGUCACCGACAGUCUGCUGCAAGGCGGGAUCGUGUCUGUCUACUACUUGGGCACUUUGUGUGGUGCGCUGAUCGGUGGCUGGAUUGGUGAUAGAAUUGGCAGAAUCAGGACUAUCGCCUCAGGCACGGUUUGGGCGGUCUUGGGGGCUUCUUUGCAGUGUGCAGCUCAAAAUCAUAAUUGGAUGAUCUGCUCACGUUUCAUUAACGGUAUUGGGACGGGAAUUCUGAACGCUAUUGUGCCAGUCUGGGCUACGGAGACAGCUGAGCAUACCUCCCGUGGAAAGUUUAUUGCGAUUGAAUUCACCCUUAAUAUAUUCGGUGUUGUGGUGGCCUAUUGGCUGGAGUUUGGUCUGUCCUUUAUCGAUGGCGGCAAAUCUGCAUUCCGCUGGCGCUUUCCCAUCGCGUUCCAGAUCAUCUUCUUGCUUCUCCUGUUCGUUUCGGUCUGGUUCUUCCCCGAGUCGCCGCGCUGGCUGGUUAAAGUCGGUCGUGAGCAAGAAGCACGUUAUAUCCUUGGUCGUCUUAGAGGGAGUACUGGGGAUGACGCUGUCCGCGCUGAAGCCGAGUUUCGAGAUAUCCAGGGUGUCGCAGAAAUGGAACGAUCGAUGAACCACAGCACUUCGUACCUUUCUAUGCUUUUCGGCUACAAAACCGGCAAGUUACACCUUGGGCGGCGCGUGCAGCUCGUCAUCUGGCUGCAGAUCAUGCAAGAAUGGGUUGGUAUUGCGGGUGUCACUGUUUAUGCGCCCACUAUCUUUAGCAUUGCUGGAUUCGACUCCAUGAAGAGUCAAUGGCUCAGCGGACUGAACAAUGUCUUCUACAUGUUUGCUACCCUUAUCUGUGUCUUCACGCUCGAUCGUAUCGGUCGCCGGUGGACCCUUUACUGGGGAGCCGUCGGUCAAGGCAUCGCCAUGUUCCUCGCCGGAGGCUUCUCCCGAUUGGCAAUCAAUGCACGAGAUUCGGGUGAUGCAGCGCGCGCCAGUUCAUUUGGAGCUGCUGCUGCUGCAAUGAUAUUCAUCUUCACUUCCGUCUUCGGAGCGACAUGGCUGACAGUGCCAUGGAUCUAUCCCGCGGAGAUCUACCCGUUGGCCGUGCGAGCCCGCGGAAACGCCUGGGGUGUCGUUGGAUGGAGUAUCGGGAACGGAUGGCUGACACUACUUUGCCCGGUGAUGUUCAGCGCCAUCGGCGAGAAAACGCUGUAUGUAUUUGCAGCUAGCAACGUUAUCACAAUCCCGAUGGUAUGGGCGCUCUACCCGGAGAGUAACCAGCGGACCUUGGAGGACAUGGACCUGCUUUUCGCAUCAGAUAGCCCAUGGGUGUGGGAUGCCGAGAAGACCUUUGCGCGAUUGAAGGCAGAGAAUCCGGGGUACGUGGAGACGGCAGCUCGGAAGGGAAGCGUAGCGGUCGAGCAUGUGCAGGAAGUAUGAUGAGCCCCCCUGACAGCUCAGCCUUGGCCGAUGAUACACCGUCUAUACACACAAUUCAAGAUAGAAAGCGAAAUACAUAUUAAAUCGCUUCAUGAAA